This is a messenger RNA of Ornithodoros turicata, 1830 nucleotides long. RefSeq lists its product as uncharacterized. The transcript is spliced from 5 exons. NCBI's taxonomy places the organism in Eukaryota, Metazoa, Arthropoda, Arachnida, Ixodida, Argasidae. The coding region runs from base 509 to 1534 and encodes 341 amino acids. The record is from RefSeq and is a predicted model, not a curated record.
GGAACACGAAGGGACAGACACAAACUCGAAGUCUCGAAGUCUUUGAGACUUCGUGUUUGUGUCUGUCCCUUCGUGUUCCCUAGUCUCGGGGGUUUUUUACAUUAUGCAUCAUCUUCACCAGCUCGCUUGCUUCCUAGCCAUUUUUUCAGUGUUAGCUUAGCUCAAUUGGUAGAGCCCUGGACCGGAAAUCCAGAAGAUCCUCAGAACAUCAGUUUCUCUCGAGUCUGGUGUUCGGAGAACAGAUUGUCCAUCUAAAAUACGGCGCCACAAGGGUUUCGGUAUCAAAGAACAGAACAUAGCAGUCGCGCAGCAAAACUGCUGCGCCGCCUGUGAAUUUGGAUGAGUGCCAGAGGGGAUGUCCUCCCAAAAUAGCGGAUGUGUGCCUGCGUGUCGUCGUCUUGCGACUGCUAGGACUCAGAAGUGCGGACGUUGCUCACAACAGAACAGCAGAGACAGUGCCUGAAGCACAGCCCGUUACAGCAAGAUCUCAGGAAGAUUGACCCUAGUUAUGUCGCCUCCAAGACAGUCUGGAGGACUGUCUCGAACCAGCAGCUUUCAUCUGACGUCGCUCGGUUCCCUUUGGGAGCAAGACUAUAAGGAACGAGUGCGAGAAUACAGUUCGACAGGGUCGGUGCAGGUCCUUCAAGAGCCCAGUACAUCGAGACAGCUAACUACUUCGAAAUCCUGUGGGAAUAUCAGUUAUAAAACCAGAGGAAGUGAGUCCGAAAUUUCAUUGUUGCCCGACGACUUCUUGUCUAGGUCGUCCAACUGGUCCGUUGGCUUGCAGCAAGGCCACAAAACAAGCGCGGGGCCGCAGCACCCAAGAAGGGGAGCUUAUUCGAGGGACAGUCUCGAAUCCGCGCAAAUAAAGGAAUCUCCGAGAGUCCUGUCCAUCGAGUCAGUCACGCUGGACGAAUGUUUGCUUCUGCUGAACGACCACAGUAGAAAGGUUUGUCCCAUUACCCGGUCCGCAUGCUGUCACUCCUCUUCCGAUGACGACCUAUCCGUGGCCAGAAAUUGCGAAGGAAAAAUGACCUCUAGAGACACGCAGACAGACACAGGAGCGGCCGUUAGCGCGGGAGUCCCGCCGUCCACAAUCUUACUGGAGAUCGUCAACCUCUUGAAGCUCCUGGUGCAAAGCCCCGCGUUCCGCUCUGGCCGCCAGGUUCAACGGUCUGUUAGCACAAAUUUGGUGGCUGACUGCAACGUUGGUACGGAGCCAGGUGCUGAUCCCCUGGAUUAUUUGAAGAAAUUGAUUCUGUGCAAGAAGGUAAUUCUCGAUACAGCGAAAGAUGCCCUAAGUCGCUCGGACGACGGACAGUCUCCUGGGCGACCCUGUGGAGGCACACGUUGUUGCUUUACCAAUUUAAAAAGGGAUGGCAGAGACAGCGGCAUUGCGAGCUUCGAGUGGAACUGCACGGGAAGCCUUCCAGAUAAGGAGGAGAACCGAGAGCAGAAGACGAGAAAAGAGAAGCAUCCGAGAAGACGUCUCUGUGACUGUUUCCCAGCUGAUUCGUAUCUCACAUUGCCUUGACGCGAGUUUCCCAUCCUCGCGGCACGCGGAACUGGACCUUCGUGGCUCGUGCAACCUAUGGCCCGCUGGACUGUGUCGGCUCCAAACGACGGUUUUAUGUCCUUGGCUGAGAUACCUUUUUGUAUAGAUGAAUCUGAUAGGUCCGUGCCGUCACCACAUAUAGCACGCUGCUAGCCAAUCAUCGUUCCCAGUGACAACGUUGUCGCUCCUGGUUUAUUGAUAACCGGAGGCGGAGCCUAUUAUGUAACCAUUAUGUGUAUAUUAUGCCUAUUACACCCGUACCUAAAUACCUGGAA